GAAAUAAGCUGUCUUAACUCAACCUGACUGCCAGAAGCUUGAUGGAGAACUACACCUACAACAGUCCUACACUCCAGCUGGAGGGCUUGAAGGUCAAAGAUGAUUCUGUACGCCUCGUCUUUUUCCUGUUUCUGUUUUCCUACAUAAUUUUUAUGAUCAUGAAUCUGGGUAUUUUAACAAUCAUUUGCAUUGUAAAGAGCCUUCAUCAGCCCAUGUAUGUGCUGUUUUGUAACCUAACCAUCAGUGAUAUUAUAGGAAGUACUCACAUUUUACCCCGUCUGCUGUCAGACAUGUUACUGCCCCCUUCUGAGCGUCUCAUCAGUUAUUAUGAAUGCGUGAUUCAAGCUUUUAUAACACACAUGUUCGGCACCACUUCACACACUGUGCUGAUGGUUAUGGCGUUUGACAGAUAUGUGGCCAUCUGUCAACCUCUGUACUACAGCACAAUAAUGACCGGCAGAAUGAUUGUAAAGCUGAUAGUGUUUUCCUGGGGGGUACCCUUCGUUUUGGUUGUGAUUCUGCUGGGCCUGACUGUAAGGCUGAACCGAUGCCGGACUCUCAUCACCAACCCUUUCUGUGACAAUGCCUCACUAUUUAAGCUCUCCUGUGAGAGUGUGGUUUUUAAUAACAUCUUUGGUCUGUCUUUCACUGUGCUGCUGUUUGUAUCGUCUAUUGGCUGCAUGGUUCUCACCUAUGGUAAGAUCACGGCAGUCUGUUUGGCUACUAAGAACAAAACACUGAACAGUAAAGCGAUGAAGACCUGCAGCACUCAUCUGGUUGUGUAUCUCAUUAUGUCACUGAGUGGCAUUACGUUUAUUGUUCUCCAUCGGUUCCCUCAAUAUUCAGACUACAGAAAACUCUCUGCCAUUCUGUUUGUUAUUGUGCCAGGCAGCCUGAACCCUAUUAUUUAUGGUUUACAGUCCAAAGAAAUAAGAAGUUUCUUAUACAAACUACUUCUUUCUCGAAAAUGUUUGCCAUCAUGUGAAACUAAAUCCUUGAUUAAACCUUGGAAAGAUUUUUGAAAUAAAUGUUAUUAAACAUCAGCAAACAUGCAUUUGUGUAAUAAAUACACCUUUGCACGAAGAGUUCAUGUACAAUUGUUAAUUCAAUCAAAUUUUAUUUACCAAUUUUAGAACCAAUUCACAACACAUGUUAUAUCAAGGCUCUUUUUAAAGUAAAUUCAAUCAAAUCCUCCAGUCAUGUUGGUUGAACAUUUUCUCACUAAGGAAACCCAGCAGGUUGCAUCCAGUCAUUGACUUGCAGCAUUCAGUGUUCCUGGAUGAGCCUUGAGCCACAGUGGACAGUCACUGGCAUUGAGUUGUUGACUUUGCAGUAAUCCUUCAUACCAAGCAUGCAU
Fundulus heteroclitus (mummichog) is the source of this 1357-nucleotide messenger RNA. RefSeq names its product olfactory receptor 52K1-like. The record is from RefSeq and is a predicted model, not a curated record. Gene Ontology annotation, biological process: G protein-coupled receptor signaling pathway. Gene Ontology annotation, molecular function: olfactory receptor activity; G protein-coupled receptor activity. Lineage: Eukaryota; Metazoa; Chordata; Actinopteri; Cyprinodontiformes; Fundulidae. The transcript is spliced from 2 exons. The coding region runs from base 42 to 1022 and encodes 326 amino acids. Gene Ontology annotation, cellular component: membrane.